This is a messenger RNA of Capsicum annuum, 708 nucleotides long. RefSeq names its product heat shock 70 kDa protein-like. The coding region runs from base 1 to 708 and encodes 235 amino acids. The transcript has 2 exons. Gene Ontology annotation, biological process: cellular response to unfolded protein; protein refolding. Gene Ontology annotation, cellular component: cytoplasm. NCBI's taxonomy places the organism in Eukaryota, Viridiplantae, Streptophyta, Magnoliopsida, Solanales, Solanaceae. Gene Ontology annotation, molecular function: misfolded protein binding; ATP hydrolysis activity; ATP binding. The record is from RefSeq and is a predicted model, not a curated record.
AUGACUAUUGAGAAGCAUUGUUAUGGUGGUAAAGAUGAUACUGGAGGCACGAAAGCAAAAGUUGUAGGCAUGAAUACUAGUGUUGUCCCAAAAAUUGAUGUUGAGUUUUGUAGGGAGCGCAAAAGGGAUUUAAUUGGGAAUGCUAGAGCUUUGGGAAGAUCAAGAAUUGCUUGCAAUAGGGCUAAGAGAACUAUAUAUUCUACUGCUCAAACCACUACUGAAGUGGAUUCCUUGUUUAAGGGAAUAGAAUCUUAUGCUAUUAUUACUUGGGCUCGAUUUGAGGAGUUAUGCUUGAGCAUGUUGUUUAAGAGUAUGGAACCUGUGGGGAAGUGUUUGAAUGAGGCCAAGGUAGAUAAUGUUCACAUUCAGGAAAUGGUUCUCGUUAGCAGAUCAUCUAGACUUCCAAUAAUUCAACAUCUCUUGAUGAAUUACAUCGAUGAGAAGAAGCUCUACGCGAGUAUAAAUCUGGAUGAUGAUGCGACUUGUGGUGCAGCAGUUCUAGACACAAUUCUGAUUGGUAAUGGAGAUGAAAAUGUCCAAGAAUUGCUAGUGAGGAAAUAUUUGAAUUGGUGUGUGUUUACAGGUAAGAGGGAAGCUGAGAAUGAAAUUGACAAGUUAUUGAGUAGAAAGUGGCAGAAGAAACAUGAGAAAAACAAGAGCUAUACAAAGAAGAAGAAUAAACAAGAAACCAGUUCCUCUGUCUAUUGA